Suncus etruscus (white-toothed pygmy shrew) is the source of this 1982-nucleotide messenger RNA. It is a transcript of the gene KICS2, whose product is annotated as KICSTOR subunit 2. The transcript is spliced from 3 exons. The record is from RefSeq and is a predicted model, not a curated record. Gene Ontology annotation, cellular component: KICSTOR complex. Bases 64 to 1401 code for a protein of 445 amino acids. NCBI's taxonomy places the organism in Eukaryota, Metazoa, Chordata, Mammalia, Eulipotyphla, Soricidae. Gene Ontology annotation, biological process: cellular response to glucose starvation; cellular response to amino acid starvation; protein localization to lysosome.
UCCAGGCUAGCCAGCCAGCCAGCCAGCCACGUGGGUGGAGCCUGAUCCGGCGCCCCAGCUCGCAUGGGGGAGUCGAUCCCGCUGGCCGCCCCGGUGCCCGUGGAGCAGGCGGUGCUGGAGACGUUCUUCUCUCACCUGGGCAUCUUCUCCUACGACAAGGCCAAGGACAAUGUGGAGAAGGAGCGCGAGGCCCACAGGAGCGCGGGGGGCAGCUGGCUGGCGCUGCUGGCGGCCUUGGCGCACCUGGCCGCGGCCGAGAAGGUCUAUCACAGCCUCGCCUACCUGGGGCAGAAGCUAGGGGGCCAGUCGUUCUUCAGCCGGAAGGAUUCCAUCCGCACUAUCUACACUUCCCUCCAAAAUGAGCUGAAGAAGGUGGUGACUGGCCGGACUGUGCUGGGUGGUGCUGUUCCUCACGUGGAAGAACUGCUGUCCCACCUGUCGGAGCAGCUCUGCUUCUUUGUUCAGGCCCGGAUGGAGAUUGCCGACUUCUAUGAAAAGAUGUAUGCCCUCAGCACCCAGAAGUUCAUCAAUGCGGAAGAGCUUGUUGGCCUUUUGGAUACCAUUCUCAAGAAAUACAGUGCCAGAUUUCACCACCCCAUCCUCAGUCCUUUGGAGAGCAGUUUCCAGCUGGAGGUUGAUGUCCUGAGUCAUCUGCUGAAGGCGCAGGCUCAGAUCUCUGAGUGGAAGUUCCUUCCAUCUCUGGUCAAUUUGCACAGUGCUCACACCAAGCUCCAGACCUGGGGCCAGAUCUUUGAAAAGCAGCGGGAAACAAAGAAACAUCUGUUUGGAGGACAGUCUCAAAAAGCCGUGCAGCCCCCACACCUCUUCCUCUGGCUGAUGAAACUCAAAAACAUGCUUCUGGCCAAAUUUAGUUUUUAUUUCCACGAGGCACUGAGCCGACAGACAACGGCCUCGGAAAUGAAAACCUUGACAGCAAAGGCCAAUCCGGACCUUUUCGGAAAGAUUUCCAGCUUCAUCAGGAAAUACGAUGCUGCCAAUGUGUCCUUAAUCUUCGACAACAGAGGUUCCGAGAGCUUUCAGGGUCACGGCUACCAUCACCCCCAUUCUUACAGGGAGGCCCCGAAGGGUGUGGACCAGUAUCCGGCUGUGGUGUCUCUGCCCAGUGACAGGCCCGUCAUGCACUGGCCCAAUGUCAUCAUGAUCAUGACUGACCGCACGUCUGACCUGAACAGCCUGGAGAAAGUGGUCCACUUCUAUGACGACAAAGUCCAGAGCACCUACUUCCUCACCCGCCCAGAGCCACACUUUACCAUCGUCGUCAUUUUUGAAUCCAAGAAAUCCGAGCGAGACUCCCACUUUAUCUCUUUCCUCAAUGAGAUCUCCAUCGCCCUUAAGAACCCCAAAGUUUUUGCCAGUCUGAAACCAGGCUCCAAAGGUUAGCAGGUGGUGUGCGCGCCAAGUUUGCCAGACCAGUAACUGUAUCCCUCAUCACUCUAACCUUUUCCGGAGCUCACGGCUGGAGUUUCCAUGUAUUCUUCCUUCCUUCCAGGCCAGCAGGGAGGCAGAUUCUCCCCAGCUUCACCACACACUUGGUGUGCAGUGAACUUGUCGUUUGAAUUAAGUGUCCAAAGAGUAAUCUGGAACGUGUGUCUCCUUGACCCAACAGAGCACCUUCAGUGUUUUCCAUGAUUUGUGUGAACUGAAUAUUUAUUAUCCUUUGGUUUUGCUUUUCAAAUGUAUAUUUUAUAUGGCUUUAAACAGUGAGUUCUAACACAGUCCCUUCUUCCUGGAUAAGUAAUUGGGAUGAGAUAUUAAACAGCCUUUUUGGGGGAAGUAAAGACUAUAUGUUUUCUAUCUCAAACUAGCAAUUCACUUUAUGAUUUGGUAGACAAAUUAAUCACUCUGAUGCCAAAAAUGAGGGUCUGGCUGAAGAAUUUCUCUCAGUUUUCUGAAACUGAAGGUGAAUCAGAGUGCUAACCUGGUUCCAGAAGGCCCUUGGAACAUGUUUAAUGACCUUGGAU